Equus quagga is the source of this 969-nucleotide messenger RNA. RefSeq names its product disintegrin and metalloproteinase domain-containing protein 21-like. The record is from RefSeq and is a predicted model, not a curated record. Gene Ontology annotation, molecular function: metalloendopeptidase activity. Gene Ontology annotation, cellular component: plasma membrane; external side of plasma membrane; sperm head plasma membrane. The transcript has a single exon. Gene Ontology annotation, biological process: male gonad development; proteolysis. NCBI's taxonomy places the organism in Eukaryota, Metazoa, Chordata, Mammalia, Perissodactyla, Equidae. The annotation marks the transcript as partial.
AUGGUGGCUGGUGAGGCUGAGGUGUCCAUGAGAGUUGUUCUCCUACUGCUCUGGCAUGGCUUGUCUCUGUUCCCUACUGACCUCUCCCAGGCUGGGUCCUCCCAACACCUCAGCAUCUUAGAAGUGGUGAUCCCCUUGAAGGUGACCAACAGGGGCAGAGGCGCAAAGACUCCAGUCUGCCUCUCCUACAGCCUGCAGUUUGGGGGCUGGAGACACAUUGUCCACAUGAAGGCCAAGAAGCUCUUGGUUUCCAGACAUCUCCCGGUGUUCACCUACAUGGACCAGCACGCUCUCCAGCAAGAUCAGCCUUUUGUUCCUGAUGACUGCUACUAUCAUGGUUAUGUGAAAGGGGUCCCUGAGUCCCUGGUUGCCCUCAGUACCUGUUGUGGGGGCUUUCGAGGAACGUUACACAUAAAUGACCUUACUUAUGAAAUCGAGCCCAUCAGGCACUCUACCACAUUUGAACACGUGGUUUAUACGGUAAACACUAAUGAGACACAAUUCCCAUCUAUGAGAUGUGGCUUAACAAAAAAGCAAAUAGCACACCAACAGUUGGAAUUUGAAAAGGCUGAGAAAUCAACUCUGAAACAAAAUUCUACUGAUAACUGGUGGACCCACUCAUGGUUUCUGGAGCUGGCUGUGGUGAUAGAUCACAAUUUCUUCAUUUACUCCCAAAGUAACUUCUCAAGAGUGCAGGAGGAUGUAUUUCUUGUCGUCAACAUAGUGGAUUCCAUUUAUCAGCAGUUGGGUACUUAUGUGAUUUUGAUUGGGACUGAGAUUUGGAAUCAUGGAAAUGUUUUCCCAAUGGUAAACAUAGAACAGGUUCUGGAGGAUUUCUCUCAGUGGAAACAAAUCAGUCUUUCCCAGCUACAGGAUGAUGCUGCACAUAUUUUCAUAAAAAAUUCACUUAUAAUUGUACUUGGUAUAGACUAUGUUGCAGGAAUAUGUCAUCUUCCUAUUGAUUGUGGC